AUGUUUUCCACCAUAGUAUUGGCCUUGCUGGUCUCAUUUGCACUCUAUGCAUUGAAGAUAUACACACAGUUCGCUCGAAAUCUGACCGCCGCAAAGACGUCAGGAAUUCCCUACGUGAUCAUCCCUUUCUACCAGGUCAAUAGACUUUAUCAGCUCUCACAAAUAUUCCUCGUCCCUAUUGUGCGCAAGUUGCCCGCCUCAUGGACCGAGCUAUGGUUUGACUUGACGUUGGAAUGGGCAUGGGCCCGGCGAUAUGAACCCUUCAAGCGCUUGGGCACCGACACAUUCAUCACUGUCAGCCCCGAACGAAACGAACUUUAUACAGCAGACGCUGCCGUUAUCAGCCAGAUCACAGGUAGAAAGAACGACUUCCCCAAAGCACUCGAGGUGUACGAGUCUAUCAAGCUAUACGGGAACAAUGUGAUAACGUCAGAAGGCCAACUGUGGAGGCACCACAGAAAGAUCACAAGUCCCCCAUUCUCCGAAAAGAAUAACCAUCUGGUAUGGACGGAGACUCUGGAACAAUGCCAGGCGAUGGUCAAUGACUGGUUCGACGGCAAUACCGGAAAGACGGAGAGCAAGACAAUUUACACACUCGCGGACGAUGCAAUGAGACUGAGUCUCUAUGUGAUCAGCAGGGCCGGCUUUGGGGUACAUUUACAGUGGCCGGGGACUGAAGGAGCCCAUGCCAACGGGGGUGUCAAAAACGGAGAAGAGCGCAAAGUAUCAAGCCCAGUGACCGCCCAGGGACAUAGCAUGAGCUAUACCGAUGCACUGGGAUCGCUCUUGCAUAAUAUCCUAUGGGUCCUUAUCCUGCCACCAUUUCUCUUGAAGCAUCUGCCGUUCCAAAAGACAAAAGAAACGCAUACAGCCUUCAUUGAAUGGGGUAAGUACAUGGAUGAAAUGUUUCAGCAAAAGAAAGCUGCGGUCUUGAAGGGGAUGGAAGGCGAUAGUAUGGACCUGAUGACCGCUCUCGUGAAGGGCGCUGGUAUCACGAAGGAAUCGUUAACAGGAGAGAAACCUCUGGCACAGACUCUGACAGAUAGGGAAAUACUCGGCAAUGCGUUCGUCUUCAUAGUUGCGGCUCAUGAGACAACGGCCAAUUCUAUUCAUUUCUGCUUGGUCCUGCUUGCUAUGAACAUAGCCGCUCAACGACAUCUUCAAGCCGAUCUCGAUGAGAUCUUCCAGGGUCACCCCGUCAGCGAGGCUGAGUAUGAGAAAAUCAUCCCCAAAUUGUUUGCCAGUAUGGCUGGUGCAGUGCUCAACGAAGAGCUGCGUCUAAUCGCUCCUGUGGUGGGCAUCCCCAAAUCCACCCUGAAAGAAAGCCCUCAGCCUCUCGAAAUUGGAGGCAAGACAUGCACGGUACCAGCAGACUGCUAUAUUUCUCUCAUAACACCUGCCGUGCAUCGCAACCCAAAUCAAUGGCCAACCGGUCCACCCGCGAAUCCCGACAAACCGACGCACCCUCUCUCAAAUUUGGACAACGACCUUGAAGAGUUCAAGCCGGAAAGGUGGAUUUUGGAUCCUGACGCCAAGAAUACUGCGAGUAUGCCUGAGCAGGAAGCGGACACGGAAGCGUCCGAUUUGGGAGUCAACACCGCGGCGGAUACCUCUGCGGCAUUGUAUCGCCCACCAAAGGGUGCUUACAUUCCCUUCAGCGAAGGCCAUCGCUCUUGUAUUGGGCGACGCUUUGCACAGGUCGAGAUACUUGCAGUCCUUGCGCUCAUAUUCUCGCAGUACAGCGUGGAACUGGCGGUGGAUGCAUAUGUCAGUGACGAUGAAGUAGAUAGGAUGACCGAUCAAGCGAAAUUCGAGGUCUGGAGUAAAGCCAGAGAUGAAGCAACAAGGCAGAUGAACGAGGACAUGGGAGCUAUCAUCACACUUCAGCUUCGGAAAGGUGCCAUCGGAAUCCGCUUCGUGAAGAGGGGAAAGGAGAGAUUCGAUUUCAAUGCAAUAUGA
Molecule: messenger RNA, 1959 nt
Organism: Letharia lupina
Lineage: Eukaryota; Fungi; Ascomycota; Lecanoromycetes; Lecanorales; Parmeliaceae
Exons: 2
Coding region: 1-1959 (652 amino acids)
Molecular function (GO): iron ion binding; heme binding; monooxygenase activity
Source: RefSeq, a predicted model, not a curated record